UUUAAGGCUGGAUUUCCGAGUGGGUGUGUACGGAGACUGUAGGAAGAGGAGGUCAAAUGCAUUUGCUAGAGUUUGAAAAACGUGUGGCUGUCCAGGAAAGAGACCGUUUACAGGUAGACAGUUGUGUUGGAGAUUACAGUAACAUUAGACGAUACAAUUUACAGUGCCGUCAUUAGAGUUUCGAUUCAGAAAGAAGUGCGGCGGUGUUGGGUGUGGUUGUGUGUCGUAGGCUGCUAGCUAGUAAGCAAUUGACAGAUAACGUUAGCUAGCUAAAGCUAACGGUAACGUUACAUGACGCGUGCUCGUAAACACCUCGCUAACUAACGUUACAACCGGAGUAAAAUUAUCAUCUUUAUAAAGGUAAUGCAUGUUGCAUCUCCGCAGACCAUCAGCUUUAGCCACGGAGUUCGUUAGCUAAGGUUAGCUACUGCACUUUGUUGACAUUUAUUUUGUCUUUGAGAACUUGCGUUACGGUCACAGCUGUCAUGUUUCACUCCGUUCCCCGUCGUCCGAUCUGCGAGAUCGGUGUAAAUACAAUGAGGCUUCAAAGCAGUGGGUCAUUCAAGCGGACUGUCGAGGAGGGCAAAGGAAAGCUUGAGAGGGUCCCGUUACUGGGCAGGAGCAUGGGCCUGCUGUUGUCCUGGCUUCAGAGGGCAGGUGUCGGUGCCAGUGAGGCCGCGGGAUCUGGCCGAAAGAGGAAGGGCUUGCUCUCCAUAUUUGCGGACCACUGCAGCUUUGUGACCGGACAGAGACUCCGGCGUGCUUGCCAGAUCGGCGAGCUUUACUCCAACCUGUACUCCGAGCGGACCAGGUGGACCCUGGUCGGUAACAUAUGGCGUAGAUUUCAGAGCAAGCAUGCCCCCAAUGGGAAACUUGUCGCGGCCCUGGCUGGUAUAUUCAUGUGGGAGAAUGAGAAGAUUCACGAUGAGGAAAUUCACAGGUGUGGACUUGAACUACAGGCGCUGGGUGCUGUAAAAUGUCUAAACGCCGCUUCAGGGACAGUGGCUGGGCACCUUGAACUUGGCUGGGAAGUUGUGAUGGAGAAAGAAGGCUUCAGAGUGUGGAAGAGACCUAUACCCAACAGUCACCUCUAUGAAUACAGAGUGUUGGGCUCCUACAACGAUGUCACCCCAAGGCAGUUCUUCAAUGUUCAGUUGGAUACGGAGUACAGAAAGAAGUGGGAUGCGCUGGUAAUCAAGCUUGAGGUGGUGGACCGAGAUGUCGGUACAGGCUCUGAAGUUGUGCAUUGGGCUACACACUUUCCUUAUCCCUUGUACUCAAGGGACUAUGUAUAUGUGCGCCGCUAUGAUGUUGACGUAGAAAACAACCUGAUGGUCCUGGUUUCCAGAGCCGUGGAGCAUCCCAGAGUCCCAGAGACUAAUCAAUUUGUGAGAGUCCAUUCGUACCAGUCAAAAAUGGUCAUCCGCCCUCACAAGUCCUUUGAUGAGAAUGGAUUUGAUUACCUGCUGACCUAUAGCGACGACCCUCAGACUGUCUUUCCCCGUUACUGUGUGAACUGGAUGGUUUCGAGUGGUAUGCCUGAUUUUCUGGAGAAGCUGCAUGCGGCUGCCUUGAGGGCCAAGAACUUGGAAGUGGGUAUCUUUGACUACACCGCUGUCAUUAAAUCCAGCAACACCAACCGCCAGCCAAGCCAGGAGCGCCUCAGUGAAGAAAAGCCACACACAGGUGGUCCUGGACCGAUCUACGCUUGAGAUGGACAUUUGGACCAGGAGUUAUGUUGGUGUGUUUUCACUCUCACUUGAACCUCAAUCAAACCCUCCAGCACUAACUUUCUGGGUAGAUUGCAUGAACUGCAAAUGGAAGUUGCAACCUACAUUAAAGACUAAUAUACAGUAUGUCCAUCUGUAGAUAUGGUUAUAUUGGUUGUCGAUAAGAUGUCACAACAACAAUGGACUGUAUUGUUGACAGCAUUUCUGUCCUUUGGAAAAGGAAAAGAAACACCGCCAUAGAAAUUUUCAUCUAGACUGCCGGCAUUGGCACUAUAUUUGCUUAGCUGCCAAUACGCCGUGGCAUUUUUUAUUUUUUUUGGUUUGACUCCUUUGGUGUAAUGUUUGUCUUAGAACUGUUGGUAAGAUUGAGCCAAAAAAAAAUGUACCCCCCUGUUUUAACAUUCUAUUGUUUGACAAGAUUUGACUUUAAAGGUUGUGCAGACUGCACUGCAUGCAGCCAAAUUACUGUAUUAGUGUCUGGUGUGAUUUCAGUGAGAUGUUGUGGAAAUGGUUGUGCAGUAUUGGACAGAACGGUGACUGACUUCUGAUGGACAUUAUCACUGAAACUUAAACUAUGGCCAAGAUUUCUGGACUGACUAUGAAGAAUAGAGGCCUCUGCCGGGAAUACUUGCCACCAUGUUUCAUGGCUUUAAAGCAACUGGUUUCCUGUUUUCUUGCAGCAUGAGUGAUCUUCACAAGACUGGAUUGGAUGGAUUAAAGAAUUUAAAUAAUGAUUAUUUAUUAUUAUUAUUAUGCACCCACCGAUGAUUAUUGGGACAUUUUUCCAUGGAAUUAGGUCUUUGUGUUUUGGGUAUGGCAUUGUUUUGCUGUCAGCACAGUUGAGGUUUCACGUUGUUCAUCUCACCGUGUCUGUUUGAAACUGCCAGCAUUGACAAAACUGCCUUCUGAAGAUAAACCAGUCCUUCAGCGUUAGGGGCAUAGUGUCUUAUAACAACCGCAUAAAUCCUCUCAUACAAUGGUACUGAUGUGGUACAGUUUAGUUUCCCUAGCAAGUAAACCCUACAAGACAUUUUAAUGAACAAAUUCCCCUUUUUAAGAGAUCUUUGGAGCACUUACUUUUGCCACAUUAUUUAACAUGUUUUUCCCGCAUUCUGCAGGUUUUGAUAUUAAUGGGAGUCUUACUCACACUCCAUAUAAUUAAUCCUUUCAAAUCAUCCUUGUUGCUUUUGUAGUGAACCGUUUGCAGGGGUUGUUAUGACUGUACAAAGAGUCACAUUUAGUGGAAUAAAACCUUACCUAAUAAUAAAGUACACUGUUUACAGCCUAACAAUCUGGCACAGAUAUCUUGAAAUUCAAUUGUUUAAAAACCUCUCCUUGUACUAAAAUGUAAUGCAAUUUGUUCUACAUCAGAUUGACUCAGCUGCAGUACCUCAAGAUAAAGCAGUACAGUGGUGUUUUUGUCAAGGAGGUCCCACCUGUAUGAGUGUCAAAUAUUAACAUAUCCCCAGUGUGUCACCAUGUAUAAUUCUAUUCUGUAGUGAAGUAUUUCCAGCUAUUGGAUUAAUGGAACAAAGUGUAAGAUGUGGCAAACGGAUGUUUUUAAAGUGUUUUUUUUUUUAUUAUUUUUUUUUUCUCUCUCUUGUGAUUGGACAAAACAGACUUUUUAAAGAGCUCUCAAUUAAACAUGCAAAGUUUGCUAAUGUUCUGUUUGCGAAUGUAACUGUUGAUGCUCUGUCAUUUGUAGACACCUGCGUGCCACCUGCGGUAGUCAAAGUUUUCAUACAGUUUUUUAUUUUUUUUUCCUGCAGGCAGUAACAUUUGUUAUUGGUUAACACACGAGAAUUACUUUAGGAACAGAGAAAUGAUUGUGUGAAUAUAAGCUUGUGCAUCCUGUGAUUUCAAGAUUUGUUUGAAAUCGAAGAUCGACUCAUCAGAUCAAAUAAAUAUCCUCAUGUGUA
Molecule: messenger RNA, 3649 nt
Organism: Perca fluviatilis (European perch)
Lineage: Eukaryota; Metazoa; Chordata; Actinopteri; Perciformes; Percidae
Gene: stard7
Product: StAR-related lipid transfer (START) domain containing 7
Exons: 8
Coding region: 486-1712 (408 amino acids)
Molecular function (GO): lipid binding
Source: RefSeq, a predicted model, not a curated record